ACAUUGCUCUUUGAUAAGUCAGCUGGUAUGCUGAGUCACUGGACAUAUGGCUAGACGAGUAGGGGAUAUGGUGACAAUAUUAAGACGCAGGCUGGUCUGAAUACCACUAAACAUUGCCUUUGGGAUUGAGAUUUGCUUGAGGAACAAUGAACAGCUACUUUAAGAGCACAGGUCAACUCCUCCACCUGGAUGUGUGUGUGAAUGAACAGACACCACACAAUGGAGUCCUGGAGUUGCUCCGGAGAAUUCGGCCUCAAUGGAAGCAAGAGGAGAUCAAAUUGAAGGUGUUCACAGAAGGUAUCACCAACCAACUAAUGGGCUGCUUUGUGGACUCGCUCCAGGAUUCUGGGGCAGUGCUGGUGCGCGUGUACGGCAGAAGGACUGAGCUCUAUGUGGACCGGGACAGAGAGGUGGACAUGUUUAAGUUACUCCACGCCCACAACUGUGGUCCUCAAAUCUACUGCAGUUUCCAGAAUGGCAUCUGCUAUGAGUUUGUGAUAGGGACUGUGCUGGACGACAGUCUGCUUAGGACGCCUGCCAUCUACAGAUUAAUUGCAUCCGAAAUGGGGAAAAUUCACUCUAUCAAACCAGAUUGGGAUUCUCCGGUUGAACCUGUCUUGUGGAAGAGGAUGUCUCAGUUUCUACAACUGGUUCAGAACACCAAAAGCGAAGGAAGAGAGGGUUUCACAAUCCUGCAAGAUGUCCCCAGCAUUGAACAGCUUUCAAUUGAAAUUGAAUCACUGAAAAGACACCUGUCUCACAUAGACUCUCCGAUUGUACUGUGUCACAAUGAUCUGUUGACUAAAAACAUUAUCUAUGAUCACAAAACGGACGUUGUGAGAUUCAUUGACUAUGAGUAUGCAGAUUAUAACUAUCAGGCCUUUGACAUAGGAAAUCACUUCAAUGAAUUUGCUGGUGUCAAAAAUGUUGACUGCAGCCUAUAUCCCAGCUGGGAUCUACAGAAAAACUGGUUGACUUCUUACCUGGAAAGUUACAGACACAACACACGACAGAAUGUUCCAGUUACAGAGACAGAAGUUACUAAGCUCUAUAUCCAAGUCUGCAAGUUCUCAUUGGCUUCCAACUUCAUUUGGGGUCUCUGGGCAAUCUUGCAGGCCAGGUACUCUUCAAUUGACUUUGAUUUCCAAGGGUAUGCCAAGGCCCGAUUCAACUUCUACUUUGAGAAGAAGGAAGAGUACUUUCGAUUGACAUUCAAGAACUGAGUGCUGCUAUCAUAAAAGGAAAACACAUUCAAUAUAAUGGAUCAAAGUGAUUUCUUAAUUUUUUUAAAUAUGUUAUAUUCUCAGUGAUUAUCUGAUUGCAAUAAUACAAGUCAUCAAAUAUUUAUUAAUGGUAAGUCUUCCAAUAUUUGUUUUGUGAUUAACUCAUAGUUUGUAUAGGAUGUGUUAGCAGAUAAAAAAAUACAUGUUAUCAUCUUAGCCGGCAGAGACAAGGUAGUUUGUGUAAUGUUAUGUAUAGUGGUGCAGAAAAAAACCCUGUAAUGUCCACUUUAAAUUAUCUUUAAGUAUUGAAUUCAUGUGUGCAUAAUGAAUGCAAACAUGAAUUGUGCAUAAUGAUAGAAGUUUGUCUCCUUUUAUUUAAAAAGAUGACUUUUGUUGCAAAAAUAAAUACAUAAAUAAAAUGACGUUAUAUAAUAUAUGCAAUAAAUGUAUGUGAAAAUGUAAAAGAAUAUAUGAAAAAUAUACCAAAUAGGCAUGUUAAGUCCUAUAAAAUACAACAUCUGAAAUUGGAUAACCCGUUUUAUGCUCUCUAUGGUUAAAAUAGAACCUGAACUGAAUGUAAUCUGAAAAAAAAGAAUUGAGAAUAAAAUCUUGUCAUACAAUUUGAGUGGCUUUAAUAAAAGG
This is a messenger RNA of Hypomesus transpacificus, 1865 nucleotides long. RefSeq lists its product as uncharacterized. Bases 147 to 1223 code for a protein of 358 amino acids. Lineage: Eukaryota; Metazoa; Chordata; Actinopteri; Osmeriformes; Osmeridae. Gene Ontology annotation, molecular function: ethanolamine kinase activity. The record is from RefSeq and is a predicted model, not a curated record. The transcript has 8 exons. Gene Ontology annotation, cellular component: cytoplasm. Gene Ontology annotation, biological process: phosphatidylethanolamine biosynthetic process.